Messenger RNA from Oenanthe melanoleuca, 1881 nucleotides. RefSeq names its product secreted frizzled related protein 2 (gene SFRP2). Gene Ontology annotation, molecular function: Wnt-protein binding. The coding region runs from base 226 to 1104 and encodes 292 amino acids. The transcript has 4 exons. The record is from RefSeq and is a predicted model, not a curated record. NCBI's taxonomy places the organism in Eukaryota, Metazoa, Chordata, Aves, Passeriformes, Muscicapidae. Gene Ontology annotation, biological process: non-canonical Wnt signaling pathway; canonical Wnt signaling pathway; negative regulation of canonical Wnt signaling pathway.
AGGGGGCGGAGGUGCCAGACACCCUCCGAGGGAUGAGGGCCACAUCAUUGUUUGCCUGGGAACCGGCCUGGCCGCAUCUCCCGUUCGCUGGCAGAGAAAACUUCAAACCUGGAGCCCGGGCUAGGAGACACUGCCUGCGGCUGAGGUAGCGUCACGCCGCCCGCCCCGUCACCCCGGCCCCCGAGCCUUUCACCAGCCCCCCCACCACGUCCUCCGCGCCCCAAAAUGCAGCGCCGCCUCUGCGCCCUGCUCCUGCUGGCGUCCCAGUGCAUGGGCUCAGCCGCCGGGCUCUUCCCCUUCGGGGAGCCCGACUUCUCUUACAAGCGCUCCAACUGCAAGCCCAUCCCCGCCCCGAUGCUGCUGUGCCGGGGCAUCGAGUACCAGAGCAUGCGGCUGCCCAACCUGCUGGGGCAUGAGACGGUGCAGGAGGUGCUGGAGCAAGCGUCCACCUGGAUCCCGCUGGUGCAGAAGCAGUGCCACCCCGAUACCAGGAAGUUCCUCUGCUCCCUCUUUGCCCCCGUCUGCAUCGACGACCUGGACGAAAUCAUUCAGCCCUGCCACUCGCUCUGCGAGGAAGUGAAGGAGAGCUGCGCCCCGGUGAUGUCCGCUUUCGGCUUCCCCUGGCCCGACAUGCUGGACUGCAGCCGCUUCCCCAAGGACAACGACCUCUGCAUCCCGCUGGCCAGCAGCGACCACAUCCUCCCCGUCACCAGGGAAGCACCCAAGGUCUGUGAUGCCUGCAAAAACAAAAAUGAAGAUGAUAAUGACAUCGUGGAAAACCUCUGCAAAAACGACUUUGCCUUGAAGAUAAAAGUGAAGGAGAUUGCCUACAUCAAUGGGGAUACCAAGAUCACCCCUGAAACAAAGAGCAAAACUAUCUACAAACUGAAUGGGCUAACAGAAAGAGAUCUAAGGAAGAUAGUGCUCUGGCUCAAAGGUGGCCUCCAGUGUACCUGCGAUGAGAUGAACGACAUCAAUGUCCCCUACUUGGUGAUGGGGCAGAAGCAAGCUGGGGAACUCGUGAUCACUUCGCUGAAGCGGUGGCAGAAAGGCCAGCGGGCUUUCAAGCGGUUCUCCCGCAGUAUCCGCAAACUGCAGUGUUAGUGGCUUUGUCUCUGGCUGUCCUCCAGCAGCCGCCCGUCCCAAGCUCUCUGGGCCUCCUGCACCUUCCUGCUUUGGCCCCUGUGAGCCUCAAGAUGCUGUGGGCACAAGACACAGUGACCGCUGUCCGAGAGGGGAAGAGCUCCUCCAUUUUUGUACAUAGGUUAAAUUGUAAUAAAAAAAAUGAAAGGCUAUUUUUGGGAAGUAUUAAAGUAUCUUGCUUAAAUCUUGGGGUUUUUUUAUGAUUGCAAAUGUGAUUUUGGUCAGAGGCUUUUUCCUCUUUGUUUCAGUAAUGCUGGUUCAUUUAUAUUGCUGCUUCUCUGUAUGCGUGCAUGUUUGUUGUGCCACAGCAGGAGUCACCAAGAAAGCCAAGCGUGUGGCUGGCCUGUCACUGCAAGCAUGGCACUUCCGCUGAGGUUACACAGCUUCCCAUCUGUCUUAACACUAUAAAAGUCACGUUACAACUCUUGCAUAUGAUACAUAGGCACCAGUAAGAGUAUAUUAAUUAUUCUCACGUUUUAUUUUCCUAAAGUCUGAGCCCUUCUCUCUCAGAAAAAAAAAAAAAAGAAAAAAAAAAAGAACAAGUUUUGGAGCUGGUUGAUCUGAAUGCAACUUCCUUUUUUUUUUUUUUAAUUAUUUUACAAAUUAAACCAUCUGUAGCCUAACUGUAAUAUACCUAGUGGUUAAUCUGAAAGAGUUGUAAAAUAUUGCUUUAAUUAACCUUGUAAAUACUCCAGAUAAAUGUUAUAUUCUUGUAUAUAAACUUCACAUCAUAGUUUA